Molecule: messenger RNA, 444 nt
Organism: Enterobius vermicularis (human pinworm)
Lineage: Eukaryota; Metazoa; Nematoda; Chromadorea; Rhabditida; Oxyuridae
Source: the annotation of a GenBank genome assembly
AUGCUUCUAUACCUACGUCGAAAAGACAUAGCAAACUUUAUUACUGUAACGAAUCCACUUUUUAAGGUCGACCCGCAGUUGUUUCCUGAAGAGAUGCCGAUUAACCAAACAGGGGUACGUCAUUCUACAGCUGAAAGAUUUUGUGUCGAGAGGGUGCAAGGACAUAUGAUUGCCCCUAGUGAUACCAACGAAUUCGAAUUUUUAUACAACAACUACCUUUGGGGAAAUGAGCCUGCAUCUGUCGAAAGUAUUAUGCUUUCAAAAUAUACAUCCAAUUUGCGCUCUUACAGCGAAAUGACAAUAACUAAUCAAGGAAGAAAGGUAGCCGCUGACAUGCCAAGGUAUUCACAAUGUUCUGCAAGUGAAGCUAACAGUAUACAGUAUUUUGGGCUGAUAAUACGGGCUAAAGAAGGCGGAGACGCAGCCCAUUACGCAGCCCUUUGA